Messenger RNA from Pseudopodoces humilis (Tibetan ground-tit), 1328 nucleotides. Lineage: Eukaryota; Metazoa; Chordata; Aves; Passeriformes; Paridae. The record is from RefSeq and is a predicted model, not a curated record.
AUGGCGUCCUCACGUUCCCAGUCUUCCUCCUGCCUUGCCAAAAGCCGUGGGAGCCGAGGCCCAGCUACGGAGCGGCGCCGGGUGCCGGCACAGGCCGGGCAGGGCUGCGGCGGGCCCCGGCACAGCAGCAGGGGUAGAUCCGGGGCCGGCGGUGCCAGGAGCUCGGCACCAGCGAAGGCCGCGGCCGCGCUCCCUUGUGGCCGUUCCCGGGCGGGCCGGGCCCGGGCCCGCACGGCCCAGCAGGCUUGGCCCGAGCCGCCUUCGGGCGCGGGGCUGCCGGGGGAGCUGGACCGGCGGUGCUGGAUGGCGCUGUGCUGCGAGCGGCUGCCGCAGGAGCCUGCCGUGCCAGGUAGCGCUCCCAGCCAGCCCGCUCCGGCCGGCAGCUCCGCGCUUGGGCCAGAGAACCGCUCCUGUGGUACAUUGGUGGCAGAAGAGGAGUUGCUGGUGAGAGAGGCAGGUGGAGAUCCUCCAGCACCUUUUCUGGAUGGACAGCAUUACUACGAACAGGGGUUGUAUGAAAAAGCAUUAAAACAAUUUGAAAAAAUCAAGGAUACAGAUUUUCAAGCAAUGUAUCAGCUUGGUGUAAUGUAUUAUGAUGGACUUGGCACUAAAAAAGACCCUGAAAAGGGAGUGGAAUACAUGAAUAAAAUACUCAACUCUGAUUCCCCAGAAGCAAGACACUUGAAGUUUGCAGCUGCAUACAAUCUUGGCAGGGCAUAUUAUGAAGGAUGUGGUGUUAAACAUUCAACUGAAGAGGCUGAAAGGUUGUGGCUUACUGCUGCAGAUGAUGGAAAUCCAAAAGCAAGCAUAAAGGCCCAGAGUACUUUAGGAAUGCUUUAUUCUAUGCCAAGUCUAAAAGAUCUGGAGAAGGCUUUUUUCUGGCAUUCAGAAGCAUGUGGCAAUGGAAAUCUGGAAUCACAAGGAGCACUUGGCAUUAUGUAUCUCUAUGGACAAGGUACACAUCAAAACACUAAAGCUGCUUUGGAGUGUUUGAGAAAAGCAGCAGAACUUGGAAACAUCUAUGCUCAAGGCCAUCUAGUGGAAUAUUACUACACUAGAAAAUUUUACUCAAAAGCUGCUGCACUAGCCAAAAGGGCUACAAAAAAUGAUGAGAUCAACAUGCUAGCCAAGAUAAGUGAUUGUCACCCAACAUAUGUAGCCAAGGGGGCUGCUAUGGCUGCUUUCUACUUAGCUAGAUGCUUCCAGCUUGGCCGAGGCACACAGAAGGACCAGGAUGCUUCUGAGAGGUACUAUUCUAAAGCAUGCCAUCUGGAUCCUGCUGUUGCUUCUCACCUUGAAUCGGCAGCUAAUCUUGGGAGAAUUUAGUG